Xyrauchen texanus (razorback sucker) is the source of this 4779-nucleotide messenger RNA. It is a transcript of the gene pcdh10b, whose product is annotated as protocadherin 10b. Gene Ontology annotation, molecular function: calcium ion binding. The record is from RefSeq and is a predicted model, not a curated record. Gene Ontology annotation, cellular component: plasma membrane. NCBI's taxonomy places the organism in Eukaryota, Metazoa, Chordata, Actinopteri, Cypriniformes, Catostomidae. Gene Ontology annotation, biological process: homophilic cell-cell adhesion. The coding region runs from base 465 to 3557 and encodes 1030 amino acids. The transcript has 5 exons.
GAGUGCUUCAGAAAUACAGGGACCUUUCAGAAAACAAAUUAAAUAAAAAGAAGGGAAACAUAUUGACUGUCGCUAUAAAAACAGAUUAUAGCUCUAACAUUAAUGCAUUUGUUGAAUUAACUCUAAGGAUUAUGAUAGUGUGUUUUAUCGUACACACAAUCUCUUUAUAUCUAAAGCAGUAUCAGUUUAAUGUACUGUUUACUUGUGCCAGCAUUUCGCUGCUACUCUGAAUCUAGACCGUGUUCGUGGAGGUGCACGGAGGGAAUCGCCUUGGGAAAUCUCUCCUGCAUUAAACAGCACCCAGACAGCAUGGUCUUUGGCUAACAGCCCCGUUCCAGGAAAGAUAUUACCUUUGAACCAAAGCCUUACGCGCGCCUGCUCUUCUUACCUUGGGGAAGAGGGUGAUGGUUUUGCUGCGUGCUCUGCGGAGAUAAAAUAUUCCAAGUGCCCUUUCCGGAGUGGAGAUGUUUGUGUUUUUGCUCCUGUUCUGCCUCGCUGAUGGGGUAGUUUCGCAGAUCCGUUACUCUGUGCCCGAGGAAGCAGAGCAUGGCACGUUUGUGGGAAAUAUCGCAGAGGAUUUGGGACUGGACCUUACCAAACUUUCAUCCCGCCGCUUUCAGGUGGUGCCCAGCUCGCGGUCGCCAUACCUGGAAGUAAACUUGGAGACUGGAGUGCUUUUCGUGAACGAGAAAAUUGACAGGGAGCGCAUCUGUAAGCAGAGCACCAGCUGUUUGCUUCAUCUAGAAGUGUUCCUGGAGAACCCGCUCGAGCUCUUCCGCGUGGAGAUAGAGGUGGUGGACAUCAACGACAACACGCCGAGCUUCCCGGAGACGGACAUCACCGUGGAAAUAUCCGAGAGCGCGACCCCUGGCACGCGCUUCCCUUUGGAGAGCGCAUUCGACCCGGAUGUCGGUAGUAACGCACUGCGCACCUACGACAUCACCAAUAACAACUAUUUCAACUUAGAUAUGCAAACUCAGACUGACGGCAACAAAUUCGCCGAGCUGGUUUUGGAAAAGCCACUGGAUCGGGAACAACAGGCGACGCACCGUUAUGUUCUCACUGCCGUGGACGGUGGCCAGCCACCUCGGACUGGGACAGCUCUGCUUGUGGUUAGGGUGCUCGACUCCAAUGACAACGUACCCGUGUUUGAUCAGCCGGUGUACUCUGUGAACCUGGCUGAGAACGCGCCCGUGGGCACACUUGUGAUCCAGCUUAACGCGACAGACUCUGAUGAGGGCCCGAACGGAGAGGUAAUUUACUCAUUCAGCAACCACAUCUCGAACAGAGUGAAGGAACUGUUCGAUAUUGACGCAAGAACUGGCCGGAUAGAGGUCAGAGAUGAGGUGGACUUUGAGGAGAGUAGCCUGUAUCAGAUUUACGUUCAAGCGAAAGACAUGGGACCUAAUGCUGUGCCCGCGCAUUGUAAAGUUUUAGUAAAAGUGGCAGAUGUGAAUGACAAUGCGCCAGAGAUUGUCUUCAGCACCGUCACGGAGUCCGUUAGUGAGAACGCUGCCACGGGCACCGUCAUCGCUCUGAUCAGCGUCACCGAUCAAGACUCUGAGGAGAACGGCCAGACCCAUGUUGAGAUUCUCGGCGACGUUCCUUUUAAACUCAAAACCUCGUUCCGAAAUUAUUACACUAUUGUCACCGACGGUCCUCUCAACCGAGAGAAUGUAGAUGCGUACACUGUCACUGUGGUUGCGCGGGAUAAAGGAGUUCCAUCGCAAUCGACCAGCAAAUCAAUGAAAGUGCAUGUGUCCGAUGAGAAUGAUAACGCGCCCACGUUUACCCAGCCUACUUAUGAUGUGUAUGUGACUGAAAACAACGUCCCCGGUGCUUAUAUUUACGCUGUCAGUGCCGUUGACCCUGACAUAGGACAGAAUGCUUAUAUAACUUACUCAGUAGUAGAGUGUGAGAUCCAGGGUAUGUCUGUGGUCACUUACGUGUCAAUCAACUCGGAGAAUGGUUAUCUUUACGCCCUCAGAUCCUUUGAUUAUGAGCAACUAAAAGACUUUAGCUUCAUUGUUCAAGCCAGAGACUCGGGAAGCCCUGAACUGUGGUCCAACGCCACAGUAAAUGUAAUUAUAGUGGAUCAGAACGAUAACGCGCCGUCUGUGAUUGCGCCUCUUGGAAAAAAUGGCACUGCGCGGGAGCCUUUGCCGCGCUCUGCCGAACCAGGUUACUUGGUGACGCGCAUUGUCGCCAUGGAUGCAGAUGAUGGAGAGAACGCGAGGUUGUCCUAUAGUAUACAGAGAGGUAACGAGAAUGGCAUGUUCCGAAUGGACUGGCGCACCGGGGAGUUGCGCACGGCCCGUAGGGUGUCAGCCAAGAGAGACCUGCAACAGCUUUAUGAGCUGUUGAUUGAGGUGAGAGAUCACGGGCAGCCUCCCAUGUCCUGCAGCGCAGUGGUGCAGGUGACACUCGUGGAAAGUCUCGUGGAAGGCCACAGUGGAGAGCGCGGCUCAGCCAAGGCCAAAGACGCGUCUCUGGACUUGACACUCAUUCUCAUCAUAGCGCUUGGCUCUGUCUCCUUUAUUUUCCUCCUGGCCAUGAUUGUACUGGCCGUGCGCUGUCAGAAGGACAAAAAGUUGAACAUUUACAGCACUUGUCUGGCGAGCGACUGCUGCUGCCUUAUAGGCUGUAGGUCGUGCGGGUCAGGUGGCUGCUGCGGGCGUCAGGCCCGGGCUACCCGAAAAAAGAAGAAACUGAGUAAGUCGGACAUCAUGCUGGUCCAGAGCACCAAUACAGCCAACGUGAGCGUGGCGAGCGCUGCGCAGGUGCCCGUGGAGGAAUCGGGGAGCUUCGGUUCACUUCAUCAGAGCCAAAAUUAUUGUUACCAGGUCUGCCUGACCCCAGAAUCGGCUAAAACGGACCUGAUGUUCCUGAAGGCCUGUAGCCCGUCCCGCAGCAAUGACACCGAGCACAAUCCGUGCGGAGCCAUAGUGGCCGGUUAUACUGACCAACAGCAACCUGACAUCAUAUCCAACGGCAGCCUGCUCUCCAGUGAGACAAAACACCAGAGAGCAGAGCUAAGUUACUUGGUGGACCGACCAAGGCGUGUUAACAGCUCAGCGUUCCAAGAGGCGGAUAUCGUGAGCUCAAAAGACAGUGGUCAUGGAGACAGCGAACAGGGAGACAGUGACCAUGACGCCAUGCAUCGCGGGCAUUCCUCUGGAGCAGACCUGUUCUCCAACUGCACGGAGGAGUGUAAGGCCCUCGGCCACUCAGAUCGCUGCUGGAUGCCAAGUUUUGUGCCCACCGAGGCUCGACAGGGCGCCGAUUACCGCAGCAACCUGCAUGUGCCAGGCAUGGACUCUGUACCCGACUCUGAGGUAUUUGAGGGCGAGAAGUUGGCGGGUGAUCAGUUAUUCUCCACCUUUGGCAAAGAGAUGCCACACCACCCCAACCAGAUGCACCAACAUCAACAUCAACACCACCAACAUCAACACCACCUCAAUGCCUCCACACUAGAGAGGAAAGAGUUCGAUGCACUUCUGUGUAACUCGCGCAUGCCUUACAAAGCCGCCUGUCUGUCGCGGAAAAGGAUUUGCUAGCUCUUUCCGAGUAGACAUACCAGAGACAGCGUGAUUUUGCACAAUCAGUGAAACUGAUGGAAAAGUGAAGAGCAUCAAGUUUUCAGACUCUUUUUCCAGAGGUGUCAGAUCAUGUGUUCCCGAAGGCUUCUGAUAAAAAAAAAACUUGAUGUAAGAGUCGGACUCACAGAGCUAGAUAGAAAGCCAGAUGGCUGGACACAACACGCUUCUCAGCAGGACUGAGAUGGAAUGGAGGACAAAACUGAACCAUUGGAAAAAAAAAUCAUACAAAAAAACCUUGAGGAUUGGAAGACAAGGAGAGAAACAAGAGGAUGAUUGGUCCUCUUGGGUUCUGAGUGUGCCUGUUUACAGCACUACUGUACAUCGUAAAAAAAGCAAAACAAUUGUGAAAGAUGAAAAGAACCAACAACGAAAACUACACAAAUGGAGAUAUAUUCACUGAGCCCUUUAGUUGUUUAUGAACACACACACACACACACACACACACACACACACACACACACACCACUGAAAAGCCAAUUGUACAGGAAUGCAUUUGUGCAUUACAAAUGCAAAAUUGUUCUUUUAGACAUGACUGUUUUUAUAUUCUGUGUGCGGUUGUGUGUGUGAUCAGGUGUUUUUCUUAUACCAACUCUUUGUGAAAAGAGAAAAAAACGGUUUCCACGGAGGGAUUUCUUUCCGUCAGGGUUUAGUGUUUCACGUCUUGAGCGAGACAGCAGUGGCCUAAUCUUACUCUCUCAGACAAGACGUAGGUUAUAUCACGUGUGAGAAGUCUUAACUGUACUCUUUUAAACUCCAAAAUAAAUAUAAAUCUAUAUCUAUAAAUCUAUCUAUAUUAAAUUUUUUCUGAAAGUGCGGUCUUCAUUUGCAGCAUAUUUUCCAGUGUAGUGUGUAAGGCUUCUUGAGGGAGCCAACAGCAUCAGUAAUCCACUUUACAGGGGUUCUUAAUGUGACAGAAAGCCUUAUCUCCAAAUUUUCAUCCAUUUUUUCCACUUUUGGAUAUUGAGAUUCAUGUCUGUAAAUCAAAAGAGAAGUAAUAAUCUAGAUUUGGAUACAUGGCAGUUGUGUAUUACUAUAGCCAAAUAGGUUAUUUUGGAAAUUUGAGGCCAAAUAUGAGAGGUGCACAUAUUGCAAAGCAAACAUAUACUGAUACUGAUAUUUUACAAACACAGAAAUAACAGUUACACACAUGCACACAAACACCUUAAUGUCAGGUGACAAA